Molecule: messenger RNA, 1503 nt
Organism: Daphnia magna
Lineage: Eukaryota; Metazoa; Arthropoda; Branchiopoda; Diplostraca; Daphniidae
Exons: 1
Coding region: 1-1503 (500 amino acids)
Biological process (GO): DNA integration
Molecular function (GO): nucleic acid binding
Source: RefSeq, a predicted model, not a curated record
AUGCGAACUGUUGUUCGGUGGAUCCACGCCAGCCAUCGUCGUUACAACGUGUUCGCCGCAAACAGAAUAGCUGAGAUCCUGGAUUCAACGACCCCUCCGCAAUGGAGACAUGUUCCUGGUGUACUUAACCCAGCAGACAGAUGCAGUCGUGUUCUCUGUCCAUUUGAGCUCGAUCCAAAUCAUCGCUGGUACCGUGGACCUGAGUUUCUAGUUUUGCCGCCCGAGCAAUGGCCGGCCCAGAUUCCAGUGACUGAAUUGAUCGACCACGAAGACGAGUCUAUUGGCUGUUUCCUAAUCGCCAAUCCUAGCGGGCCAGUAGAUGACGUUGUGGCACGAGCUGAUAAUCUACAUCGCCUAAUUCGCGUCGCCGCUUGGAUUGAAAGAUUCGUUCGCAACAUCCAGAUCCUCGUUCAUCGGAGACGUGUCAGAGAAAGGUCUAUUCUGGAUGGCAAUCAUGAAGAAGCAGCGACCGGACAAAGUGAGCAGUUGAAAACGGGCCGGCAGCAGAGUGCGGACGAGCUGAAGUCAGCCCGUCUCCUUUUAAUUCGUGUUUCGCAGCGCGACUCCUUCCCUGACGAUUUAAGCAGUUUGCGGAAGGCGAAGUCCGUUCGCCCUGAGUCUCGGUUGCUGAAACUGGCCGUUUAUCUAGAUGACGCCGGAAUCAUUCGUGUUGGUGGCCGCCUCGAAAAUGCCCCCAUCAGUGCUGAAGCCCGUCAUCCUGCCGUUCUGGAACCCAAGCAUCCGCUCACCCGAUUGUUCAUACGCUGGGCGCAUAUUUCCGUGGCUCAUGGACGAGCUGAUCGCACUCUUGCGGAAGUUCGUGCUCGCUACUGGGUUUUGAAAGGACGCGAAGCGACAAAGUCGGUCAUCACGACUUGCCUGUACUGUUCCCGCAUGAGAGCCAAGCCGUUUCAGCCGAUGAUGGCCCCACUUCCAGCGGAGCGGGUCCAACCGUUCAGCCCUCCAUUUACCCGUAUUAGAGUGGACUACCUCGGUCCCUUCCCUAUUUCAAUUGGCCGGCGAACAGAAAAUCGUUGGAUAGCACUUUUUACCUGCCUCUCCACCCGUGCUAUCCACCUCGAAAUUACCCCGUGUAUGGAUGUGGAUUCCUUUUUAAUGGAUUUUACCCGUUUCCUCAGUCGUCGGGGUGCCCCGAACGAUGUUUUUAGUGACAACGGUACCAAUCUGACAGCAGGAGAGCGUGAGCUGCGUGAGGCGGUUACCCGCCUUAACGACGUGAAAAUCGCUGACCAACUUGCUCAGAAAGAAAUUCGUUGGCACUUCUCCCCGUCUGCUGCCCCGCAUUUCGGAGGUGUUUGGGAGCGUCUGGUUUGCUCGUGCAAGGAGGCCCUGCGCGCUUUCCUUGGUCAGCAGACGGUGAAGGAGGAAACCUUUGCAACGGUCGUCAUCGAAGUUGAGGGCCUGCUCAACAAUCGACCGUUGACGGACUUAGGUGCGGACCCGCAAGAAUUCGAGCCGUUAACCCCGAAUCAUUUUUUGUAA